ACAACGCGCUUUGUUCGUGGGAUAAACGCCACAAAAUGGAAAAGAUAUACAGAAUGGUCUAGCUUGGGCAACUCUAAACUCCAACCAAGCAACUUUCUGACAAUCCUCCUCCUAAUCACCAUCUGUAAAGAAUGGAGACGGUGGUGAUCGUGGCGAUAGGUGUCCUCGCCACCAUCUUCUUGGCAUCAUUUGUGGCGCUGGUGGUUGUGUGUCGCCAUCGGUACUGCCACCCUCCAGACUUUCUGCACCAGUUUGACUCCAAGCCUACAGUGGAUCUGAUUGGAGCGAUGGAGACUCAGAGUGAACCAUCAGAGCUGGAGCUGGAUGAUGUUGUCAUCACUAAUCCUCAUAUUGAGGCCAUGCUGGAGAAUGAAGACUGGAUUGAAGAUGCCUCGGGUCUUGUAUCUCACUGCAUUGCGAUUCUGAAGAUCUGCCAUACCCUCACCGAAAAGCUAGUGGCCAUGACAAUGGGCUCUGGAGCAAAGGUCAAAGCUCCUGCCAGUCUAAAUGACAUCAUCACUGUUGCCAAACGCAUCAGCCCAAGGGUGGACGACGUGGUCCGAUCAAUGUAUCCUCCGCUGGACCCCAUUCUUCUGGAUGCCAGGGCCACAGCAUUACUACUGUCGGUCAGUCACUUGGUUCUGGUGACUCGAAACGCCUGUCACAUGUCAGGCAGCCUGGACUGGAUCGAUCAAUCACUGCAUGCAGCUGAAGAUCACAUGGUCGUGCUGAGAGAAGCCGCUUUAGCAUCUGAACCAGAGAGAUGUUUUCCAGAUAGAGAGCAGUCCAUCUGAAGCAGCGAUACUGUAUAUAUACACACACAAUUUUCAAAAACAUGAGCAGCACAGGUUUUUUUAGAGGACAGAAUGUCUUCUUUUCCUUUCACCUCAUCUCUGUUACAUAGAGUUUAAUGGUUCUCUGUGAUCAUACUGUCUGAUAUUUCCUCAUGCUGGAUUUCUAUGUAUAUAGUAAUGGCAAGAAAAUGCCUGCAGCAAUCAAAACCUUACAAUCCAAAGAAUAAUGCUAGAUGGCAUUGUUAAGCUAUGAAGCUAAACCCUAUAGUAUACAGUAUCAACAAAACAAAGUAUAUCUUUUCUUCCUUGUGCCUCAUAUUUGAGUGCAAUUGUGUGUAUUGUAGCCUGCCUGUGAUAUGUUUCCAUGCAUUAUUAUUCAAUUAUAUAUAUUUUCCUCUAAAAAUGCACUACAAUUCUAAUGUUUCAUUUGAUAGCAAUUCAGCCGAUUUAGCAGAUCAGUUUGUAUAUGGGUCAAAGAUGAAAGGGGCUUUCAAGCAUCAAAAUAAUAAAAGCACAUUAUGUACAUUAAAAUAUGGUGCUUUUUUGUUUUGUUAAUUUUAAUGAGCAAAAAAAAAACAUAAAAACACCUAGAGCAAUGUUAUUCAGUGUAACAAAAUUGCAUAUCGCAAAUAUGUUUUCAUAUUCUGUAUUAAAGAUGCAAGAUAUUGGAAAAAACUGACAUAGUUUUUUUGUAAUAUACAUCGUGAUAUAAAUAUAACUUUUCAACAUGAAUUAAGUAACUGUUUUGAAAUAAUUUAUAGUUUUACAUUGACUGGAAUGAUUUUUGCAGGGGAAUGUAUUAUCCAAAAAAUACACAAAGUAAAAUAAAGCACAGCGAUGAAUAUAAA
Messenger RNA from Danio rerio (zebrafish), 1642 nucleotides. It is a transcript of the gene tmem98, whose product is annotated as transmembrane protein 98. Gene Ontology annotation, cellular component: extracellular region; endoplasmic reticulum membrane; membrane. The record is from RefSeq and is marked provisional. Lineage: Eukaryota; Metazoa; Chordata; Actinopteri; Cypriniformes; Danionidae.